Molecule: messenger RNA, 1977 nt
Organism: Mesocestoides corti
Lineage: Eukaryota; Metazoa; Platyhelminthes; Cestoda; Cyclophyllidea; Mesocestoididae
Source: the annotation of a GenBank genome assembly
AUCAGGAUUUCUUACUUGUUUCACUCUCACACCCAACAUAAACUACGGCUGACUUUGUUGACUUCCGCAGCUGGAAUCUAUCGCGCAUCUAUGGGGAACUUUAACGAAUAUUUUGCACUUAAUACAACUGCGAGCAACGUGGCGUAUUUUAUCACCGGAGAUUUGCCUCAACGAAGCACUAAUAGAUCAAAUUGGCUUCGAAUUGCGUUCCAACUUGGCGACUUUGCUCCCAUUGUUAGGAAACUUACAUCUGAAACAUCUCAAAGUAGUGAAAGUGUUAUCAUUGUAGACAGUAGUCAGGCUUUACUUACUUGUACACCUAAUUUUUUAUUCCAUCACACACAGAGCAAAAAGGAGAACGUAGAAAAAUUCAAUGCGUUCAAAAAUGCGGGUGCUGACCUUACUGUGGUAACUCCAGCUUUGUCCUCUGCAAAGGAAGGACCAGUUGAGUUAACGGUAAAAGUUUUGGAACAGUUGUCGAAAACAGCAGUAACCACUACUGAUAGCGUAUUCGUUGAUGGUGAAUAUGUCAAGUUUACUGGAGCAAACUUUCUACGGUUGAUACAUAAGGUGUCAAUGGCCAUGUCAGCGUUCCCGCUGCCAAUCGACACAGACACUCGUGUUAGACACACGGAGACAGUUCUGUACGAUGGUAUCGUUAUGGUGAAGAGUCGGGCAACGAGUAAAGUGGUUCUCUUCCGCAUAUUUGACUCCCUCAGUGGCUUCAUUUGGCUAUGCGUCUUCGCUUCUCUCUUAGUCGUGGCAAUAAUCUUUUUUAUCAUCAAGAUUGUUAAUGAUUGGCAGACUCGAGAACUGGGCACAGUGCCAGACGACCAGGACACUUCGCUCUUCACACGCUUCCUAACGGUCAUCUUUCGUAACUUCUCCGCCGUGUUAUUAGCAAAAAUGAUUUUGAAGCCAAAGCAAACGUCUCUUCGUGUACUCUACCAGUCCUAUUGGAUGGCGUCAAUCCUGUUCGUUGCUACAUAUGCCGCUUCCCUGGCUGAACAGAGGUUUGUCGUCCGGAACACUGUGAUGCCAUUUAACUCCUUGGACGGACUAUUGAGGAAUAGCAUGAAUUACCGGUGGAUAUUUUUGCAAAAUAGCUCAGUAGUUUGGAAAAUCCAAGUAAGCAGUGUUCCAUUAACAUUUGGUACUGGUAUUUUUUUCAAGCAAUCAAGGGAUGCUGUGCUGAGGGAUCUGUGGAUUAAAGCUGAAAAGGAAUGGCCAAAAGAAAUGAUCGUUAUGAGUGUUGCGGAGGCUUCAGACCGAAUCUCCAACGACGACCAUCUCAUUCUCAUUGCCAGUCGACUUGAAGCAACACAAAUUUUGAGUGAAGAAUGUAAUCUGGAAAAGUCGGGACCCGUUGAAUACCUGUACGGCCUGGGAUUUCUGUUAUCUGGAGACGAUGCAUUCGCUAACCGGUUAACUCAACAAAUUAGCAGUCUCAGCGAUGAGCACGUGUUUACUGCCAUUGAAAGUAGAGCUCUUGGAAUAGGCGACUGUCCUGUGUCAUGGGAGAAGAUUAACAUGCAAAAGAAACCGUUCUCGCUGAAGGAAUUGGGUGGGCUAUUUAUAAUUGUUCUUGUCGGCCUCAUAAUUGCUUUCAUCGUCGCCGCUAUUGAAUUCGCCAUCGAGAGUUUCCCCAUGUAUCGUCAAUGGAAACGGGUAAAUUUCACCGGAACUAUUCGUUUUGGGGAAACUUAUCCUGGUGAAGUCCUUAACGUCCAGGAUGAUGGAAUUUGGAUCCGGCUUCUUGAUAAGGAGUCAACGGCUUUUGUCGAUGUCAGCCACAUAAAAACUACAAGAGGCCACGAUGGUAGGGUCCACCUGGAACUAGGAUCAUACGUAAAAGCAACGUACUUAGGCAAUGACCCAUGCACGGCGAAUCCUAUCUUCAACGUGACCGAGGAGAAGACCUUUAAACCCGACGUCGCCGAAGCUGUUCCUCCGAAUAAUCAGCCAUCGGGACAAUAA